GCAGCCGCAGCCGCAGCGACGGCAGCCACGGGAGCCGCCGCGCAUUAUGCAAAGCGGCGGCAGAUGCGAGCGGGGCCAGCCGGGCGCGCGUCGGCCUCCCCUCCCAGCGGCUCCCCCCGCCGCCGCCUGACUCUCCCGGGAGACUCCCUAGGCCCGGACCUGGGGCCGAGGAGGGCCGGGAUGGCCUGAGUGCCCGCGGCGCGGCGGCGCAGCAGCGGGAUUGCACCAUGGGGAACCAGGAUGGGAAGCUGAAGAGGAGCGCAGGUGAUGCUUUGCACGAAGGCGGCGGUGGCGCCGAGGAUGCGCUGGGGCCCAGGGAUGUGGAAGCCACAAAGAAGGGGAGCGGGGGCAAGAAGGCGCUAGGCAAGCACGGCAAGGGGGGAGGGGGCGGCGGCGGCGGCGGGGAGUCGGGCAAGAAGAAGAGCAAGUCCGACUCCAGAGCCUCGGUGUUUUCCAACCUGCGGAUCAGGAAGAAUCUGUCCAAGGGGAAAGGCGCCGGCGGCUCCCGCGAAGAUGUACUGGAUUCCCAGGCCCUGCAGACCGGGGAGCUGGACAGCGCUCACUCCCUGCUCACCAAGACUCCAGACCUCAGCCUCUCGGCGGACGAGGCCGGCCUGUCGGAUACCGAGUGUGCGGACCCUUUUGAGGUGACCGGUCCAGGGGGUCCUGGGCCUGCCGAGGCUAGGGUCGGGGGCCGGCCGAUCGCCGAGGAUGUGGAAACUGCAGCAGGGGCGCAGGAUGGACAAAGGACCAGCUCGGGCUCGGACACGGACAUCUAUAGCUUCCAUUCGGCUACGGAGCAAGAGGAUUUGCUUUCAGACAUCCAGCAGGCGAUCCGCCUGCAGCAGCAGCAGCAGCAGCAGCUCCAGCUCCAGCUCCAGCAACAGCAGCAGCAGCAGCAGCUCCAGGGCGCCGAGGAGCCUGCAGCGCCCCCCACUGCCGUCUCCCCUCAGCCCGGGGCCUUCCUGGGCCUGGACCGGUUCCUGCUGGGGCCGAGCGGCGGGGCUGGGGAGGCCCCGGGCAGUCCGGACACCGAGCAGGCGCUGUCCGCGCUCUCCGACCUGCCCGAGAGCCUGGCCGCCGAGCCCCGGGAGCCCCAGCAACCGCCGUCCCCCGGCGGCCUCCCGGUCUCCGAGGCGCCCAGUCUCCCGGCAGCGCAACCCGCGGCCAAAGACUCGCCCUCCUCCACGGCUUUCCCAUUUCCCGAGGCCGGGCCGGGGGAGGAAGCGGCCGGAGCCCCCGUGCGAGGGGCUGGGGACACGGAUGAGGAGGGUGAGGAGGAUGCUUUUGAGGAUGCGCCCCGGGGCUCUCCGGGGGAGGAGUGGGCCCCGGAGGUGGGAGAGGACGCCCCGCAGAGGCUGGGGGAAGAGCCGGAGGAGGAGGCGCAAGGACCUGACGCCCCCGCGGCCGCUUCCCUGCCCGGCAGCCCCGCGCCUAGCCAGCGCUGUUUCAAGCCCUACCCGCUCAUCACCCCCUGCUACAUCAAGACCACCACCCGGCAGCUCAGCUCGCCCAAUCACUCCCCGUCUCAGUCCCCUAAUCAGAGCCCCAGGAUCAAGAGGCGGCCGGAACCCUCCCUGAGCCGAGGGUCCAGAACUGCCCUGGCCUCCGUAGCCGCCCCGGCCAAGAAGCACCGGGCCGACGGCGGCCUUGCGGCCGGCCUGAGCCGCUCGGCUGACUGGACGGAGGAGCUAGGCGCCCGCACGCCCCGGGUGGGAGGCUCCGCGCACCUGCUGGAGCGCGGGGUGGCGAGUGACAGCGGCGGUGGGGUGUCCCCAGCACUGGCCGCCAAGGCGUCUGGGGCCCCCGCGGCUGCGGAUGGCUUCCAGAACGUGUUCACAGGGCGAACGCUGUUGGAGAAGCUGUUCAGCCAGCAGGAGAACGGGCCUCCAGAAGAAGCAGAGAAGUUUUGCUCCCGGAUCAUUGCCAUGGGUCUUCUCCUUCCUUUUAGUGAUUGCUUCAGGGAACCGUGUAAUCAGAAUGCCCAGACGAAUGCAGCUUCGUUUGAUCAAGAUCAACUUUAUACCUGGGCUGCAGUUAGUCAACCCACACACUCAUUGGACUAUUCAGAAGGGCAGUUUCCUAGGCGAGUUCCAUCCAUGGGGCCACCAUCCAAACCUCCCGAUGAGGAACACAGGCUCGAGGAUGCUGAAACAGAGGAUGAUGGAGAAUCUCAAUCUGCUGUUUCAGAAACUCCCCAAAAACGCUCAGAUGCUGUCCAGAAGGAAGUUGUUGACAUGAAGUCUGAGGGACAGGCCACUGUAAUUCAGCAGCUGGAACAGACUAUUGAGGAUCUGAGAACCAAAAUAGCUGAACUAGAGAGGCAGUAUCCUGCCCUGGACACAGAGGUGGCCAGUGGUCAUCAAGGGCUUGAGAAUGGAGUGACAGCCUCAGGCGAUGUCUGUCUCGAAGCUCUCAGGUUAGAAGAAAAGGAAGUACGGCAUCAUAGGAUUUUAGAGGCGAAAUCGAUACAGACUUCCCCCACGGAAGAGGGCGGGGUGCUGACACUGCCUCCUGUGGAUGGGCUGCCAGGGCGUCCUCCAUGCCCCCCUGGGGCUGAAAGUGGACCUCAGACAAAGUUCUGUUCAGAGAUUUCUUUGAUUGUGUCUCCAAGGCGAAUAUCAGUCCAGCUCGACAGCCAUCAGCCCACACAGAGCAUCUCACAGCCUCCACCACCUCCAUCCCUUCUGUGGUCUGCUGGGCAAGGACAGCCUGGGUCACAGCCGCCCCAUUCUAUUUCUACCGAGUUUCAAACCAGCCACGAACACUCUGUUUCCUCUGCCUUUAAAAACAGCUGUAACAUCCCAUCUCCACCACCUCUGCCUUGCACAGAGUCCUCCAGCUCCAUGCCUGGCCUGGGCAUGGUGCCUCCCCCACCUCCCCCUCUCCCUGGCAUGACAGUGCCUACUCUGCCCAGUACAGCCAUUCCCCAACCUCCUCCUCUGCAGGGUACAGAAAUGCUGCCACCCCCUCCCCCUCCUCUUCCCGGAGCGGGCAUACCUCCUCCGCCGCCUCUACCCGGAGCAGGCAUACUCCCUCUGCCCCCUCUACCCGGAGCGGGAAUACCUCCUCCGCCCCCUCUACCCGGAGCGGCAAUACCCCCUCCGCCCCCUCUUCCCGGGGCAGGCAUACCCCUUCCUCCCCCUCUUCCCGGAGCAGGAAUACCUCCUCCACCCCCUCUACCCGGAGCGGGCAUACCCCCUCCUCCCCCACUUCCCGGAGCGGGCAUACCCCCUCCGCCCCCACUUCCCGGAGCGGGCAUACCCCCUCCUCCCCCUCUUCCCGGAGCGGGCAUACCUCCUCCACCCCCUCUACCCGGAGCGGGCAUACCCCCUCCGCCCCCACUUCCCGGAGCGGGCAUACCCCCUCCGCCCCCACUUCCCGGAGCGGGCAUACCCCCUCCUCCCCCUCUUCCCGGAGCGGGCAUACCUCCUCCACCCCCUCUACCCGGAGCGGGCAUACCCCCUCCGCCCCCACUUCCCGGAGCGGGCAUACCCCCACCUCCCCCUCUACCCGGAGCGGGCAUACCCCCUCCGCCCCCUCUACCCGGAGUGGGCAUACCUCCUCCGCCCCCUCUACCCGGAGCGGGCAUACCCCCUCCUCCCCCUCUACCCGGAGCGGGCAUACCCCCUCCUCCCCCUCUUCCCGGAGCGGGCAUACCUCCUCCACCCCCUCUACCCAGAGUGGGCAUACCCCCUCCGCCCCCACUUCCCGGAGCGGGCAUACCCCCACCUCCCCCUCUACCCGGAGCGGGCAUACCCCCUCCGCCCCCUCUACCUGGAGUGGGAAUACCUCCUCCGCCCCCUCUACCUGGAGUGGGAAUACCUCCUCCGCCCCCUCUACCUGGUGCUGGGAUUCCCCCACCUCCUCCCUUGCCAGGUAUGGGGAUUCCACCUGCUCCAGCUCCCCCACUCCCUCCACCUGGGACAGGAAUCCCACCGCCCCCUCUGCUUCCUGUAUCAGGCCCUCCACUCCUCCCACAAGUUGGGAGUAGCACUUUACCAACCCCACAGGUGUGUGGAUUUCUUCCUCCUCCAUUGCCAAGUGGCUUGUUUGGAUUAGGGAUGAAUCAGGACAAAGGGAGUAGGAAGCAGCCCAUAGAGCCUUGUCGACCAAUGAAGCCUCUUUACUGGACCAGGAUUCAACUACAUAGUAAAAGAGACUCCAGUACUUCACUUAUUUGGGAAAAAAUUGAAGAGCCAUCCAUAGAUUGUCAUGAAUUUGAGGAAUUAUUUUCUAAAACUGCUGUAAAGGAGAGAAAGAAACCUAUCUCUGAUACUAUCUCAAAGACGAAGGCUAAACAAGUUGUCAAGUUAUUAAGCAACAAAAGAUCACAAGCAGUUGGAAUACUAAUGUCUAGCCUUCAUUUAGAUAUGAAAGACAUACAACAUGCUGUUGUGAACUUGGAUAAUUCUGUGGUUGACCUGGAGACCCUUCAAGCUCUCUAUGAGAAUAGAGCACAGUCAGACGAACUCGAAAAAAUAGAAAAGCAUGGCCGAUCUUCCAAAGACAAGGAAAAUGCCAAGUCUCUGGACAAACCUGAACAGUUCCUUUAUGAACUGUCACUAAUCCCCAACUUUUCAGAGCGAGUCUUUUGCAUCCUGUUCCAGUCCACAUUUUCAGAAAGCAUUUGCUCAAUUCGUCGCAAACUGGAAUUACUACAGAAAUUGUGUGAGACAUUAAAAAAUGGCCCAGGGGUUAUGCAGGUUCUAGGUUUGGUUCUUGCCUUUGGCAACUACAUGAAUGGAGGAAAUAAGACUCGAGGACAGGCAGAUGGCUUUGGAUUAGACAUUCUUCCAAAACUGAAAGAUGUCAAGAGCAGUGACAAUAGCAGAAGCCUUUUGUCAUAUAUUGUUUCGUAUUAUCUCCGAAAUUUUGAUGAGGAUGCUGGAAAAGAACAGUGCCUCUUUCCACUGCCAGAACCCCAGGACCUUUUUCAGGCCUCACAGAUGAAGUUUGAAGAUUUUCAAAAAGAUCUCAGAAAACUGAAGAAAGACUUGAAAGCCUGUGAAGUUGAAGCAGGGAAAGUAUACCAGGUCUCCUCAAAAGAGCAUAUGCAGCCUUUCAAGGAAAACAUGGAACAAUUUAUUAUUCAAGCCAAAAUUGACCAAGAGGCAGAGGAAAAUUCACUGACAGAGACUCAUAAAUGCUUUUUGGAGACCACGGCAUAUUUCUUCAUGAAACCAAAACUUGGAGAGAAGGAGGUGUCCCCAAAUGCUUUCUUCAGUAUCUGGCAUGAAUUCAGCUCUGACUUUAAAGACUUCUGGAAGAAAGAGAACAAACUUCUUCUACAAGAGAGAGUAAAAGAAGCCGAAGAGGUGUGUAGACAGAAGAAAGGAAAAUCACUUUAUAAAAUAAAACCAAGACAUGACUCUGGAAUUAAAGCAAAGAUAAGCAUGAAAACUUGAACAAUGAAAAGCAGAAUGAAAAUGAGUCAUUGCAACGACUUUCACAAAAUUCAGCUGACCUGAGAGUGGGAGGGAAACUACCGUCAUUCUGCUCAUGUUUCUUCUUGACCUCUUGCAUAAUCUUUUUGUUUUCUAGACAGUUCACUAAUUGUUGAAUUUUACUGUAUAUUCAUAUAAAAAUGCAAACGUACUAGACCAGUGGAGAAUUUGACACCUUUUCUUUUUGUAAAAGUUUAUGGUAUUAUACCGAUAGACCAAAACAGCAUGUGUAAGAGGCAGUAUCUGCACUAAUUCUCAACAUGCUAAACAUUAACUACAAUUCACUGUUGUGAGAAUAUUCCUCGUCACAGCAAAAACACUUUCCUUUCUACUGACAACCAGUCCUCCACAUCACAGCAUUUAGACAUAUGGGUAAAAUGUUAUUUCUAGUGAAUUGUUUGUAUCAGUUUCAUGUCUAAGUAUAAAUUUUCUAUUUUAAAAUUUAAGAACCGUUUAUAAUCAGUGCUUUCCCAACUCUUGGGUUGCUCUCCAUAACUAUGUAUUUGUGAAAGAAAAUGGUCAUUUUUUUUACUGAAGUCAUAUAAUGACUUGGGUCAGCUCGUAAUGCAUUGUGAUGGUUUUGUAUGAGCUGGGUGUUUUUUUCCAUUACUUUUAAUGAUCUUCGUUGCAAGUUAUAGUUGUGGAUAAAGGGGAGAAUUUAUUGCUCUUGCAAACCAAUUAUGGAAAGCAACUUAAGAAAACCAAUGUUCUAAAUCAUAAUUGUUUGUAUUUAUGUAAAGUAUGGUCUCUUACUUUUUAGUUUGUAGUUUAAGUGCAAAGAAACAGUAGUGGUUUUUUUUCUAUUGUUUUGUAGUCUUCCUGUCCCCUUCAGUCCCUCCAGUGUGUAUAUUACCAUUCUCCAAUGAAAUAAUAGGGCAUUUAACAAAGAUCGCUAUGUGCAAUACUGUAUUUAGUGUUUCUAUUUCAAUUUUUCUAGGAUGUUAAUUUAUAUGAAAAUAAAAUGAAUAAUAAAAGAAUAAAGAUACUUGCAAAA
This is a messenger RNA of Homo sapiens (human), 6441 nucleotides long. RefSeq names its product formin 2 (gene FMN2). Lineage: Eukaryota; Metazoa; Chordata; Mammalia; Primates; Hominidae. Gene Ontology annotation, biological process: vesicle-mediated transport; intracellular signal transduction; homologous chromosome movement towards spindle pole in meiosis I anaphase. Gene Ontology annotation, cellular component: perinuclear region of cytoplasm; cytoplasm; microvillus. The record is from RefSeq and is marked reviewed. The transcript has 19 exons. Bases 228 to 5408 code for a protein of 1726 amino acids.